AUGUGCUGUUGUGAGCAUACGGCCGCGCGUGACACCGCACGUAUAAACUGCAUGCAACUGUUGCAGAACGAGCUGCUUCAAUCAGGUUCAUCUCGCUGGGUGACGCAGUGAACACCGCUGAGUGAUGUCCAGCACCUAUCAGAAGUUUGCUGCCAGCCUUCGCGAGCAGGAGGGCCCGUCUGGGAGCCUCCCCACCAACGGCCCCUCGACCACCACGCCUUUCGCCAACGCCACGAACCGCUACCUGAACAACCACUCCGGUCCCAACGACUUCGCCAUGGCGGCCCCCGCCACCGAGGAGAAGUUCGCGGGCGUGCCCCGCACCGGCACCAUGCCGGAGCGCCGCCUGAGCAUCAGCUCCAACUACAGCCGCGCCAGUGAGAUGGUGUUCGGCAAGGACGCGCUGCUGGGCCCGCGCCGCCCGCGGCCGCACAAGAUCUGGAAGAAGAAGUACAUCAAGCUGAUCGUCGUGGGCGACUCGGGUCUGGGCAAGACCACCCUCAUCAAGUCGCUCAUCUCCAUCCCCGGCGAGCGCCUGCAGGUGCACGACGGCAGCUACACGCCCACGGAGCAGUUCCGCCGCGACCCCGAGUCGCUGAGCUCCACGGUGUCUUGGCGCGACGAGGAGGACCGCGUCAUCUGGGUCUACAAGAUCCAGGACACGCCCGGCUACGGCGACGAGCUGGACGUGUUCCGCAACCUCAAGAUGGUGCAGGACUACAUCGAGAGCCAGAACCGCAAGUGGCUGGAGCUGGAGCAGGCUCGCGACCGCAAGGAGGACCUGGCGGAGAUUGAGGACCCGCGCGUUGACCUCUGCAUCUUCUGCAUCCCGCCGCACCGCCUGCGCCCCAUCGACCUCAAGUACAUGUUCGAGCUGGGCAAGCACGUGCCGGUGGUGCCGGUGGUCACCAAGGCCGACACCAUGACGAUACGUGAGGCCAACACCUACCGCACCGAGGUCGCCAACCGCAUCGCCAACCCCAUGGUGCCCGGCAUUCACGACAAGAUCAACAUCUUCAAGUUCGAGCGCGACACGCUGGAGCGCGCCGGCGUGCAGGACCACGCCACGCCGCACCCGCCCUUCCUGGUGAUUGCCUCCAACGACAUCAGCGAAGAGCUGGCGGCCGCGGAGCCGCCGCUGUUCUGGCCGGAGCGGCGCUACCCCUGGGGCACCGCGGAGGCCUUCAACAAGGAGCACUCCGACCUGCUGGCUGUCCGGGCGCUGCUGAUGAAGGAGGCGCUGGAGGAGAUCAGCAAGACCAAGCGCGCCCGCUACGAGGCGUGGCGCCGCACCACCCUGGGCGGCCUCAAGCUGGGCCGCCGCAUCACGGGCGCGCUCAUGUGGACCAUCAUCCCCGCCAUCGUGUGCCUGCAGGUGGGCCGCGCGGGCGUGCGCAUGGAGGACGUGCGGCGCUUCAUUGGCAACAACGUGGACCGCAUCAAGCGCCGCCUGCCCAAGAAGGCGGAGGCCAAGCCCGCGCCCGCCCCCGUGGAGGAGCCCAAGCCCGCGCCCGCCCCCGCGCCGGCACCGCCGCCGCCCGCGCCCGCCAAGAAGGGCUGGGGCUUCUAAACCCCAUGGAGCGGCUGGAGCAUAAGCGAAGCGAGGCUGCUAAAGCUGCACACCCUACAUGAGGGUCGUUGCUGGUUAGGCGGCGGUUCACUUUUAUGCAUCUCGUGUGAAGGUACAUGUGUGAGGGCUGGGUGACAGCGAGCAGGCGCGCCAGGGCAGUGCGUGGUUCAGCCUGCGCCUGGCGCGGCCUAAUCCGGUUUUGGCUGUGCGUGUGUGGAUUGUCCGCCUGGCCGCGGUGAGGAGAGACCUUCUCCCUCCCCCCUAGGCGUUGUAUGGUCAUGGACAGUGAGUUAGGCAGGACUAUAGGAAGGAUCAGAUGCAGGAAGACGAGCUAAUGCAGGAGUAGUGCAACAGUGCCGCCAAUCCAUCGACGCCAUGACACGUGCACAUGCGGGUAGAGCGCGCAAAAGGACCAAGGAGGCCGGACUUGAGUUCUAUGAGGCUACUUUUUAGCAGGACAAGAAGAGUUACAGCAGGUGUGUUACAAAAUUUGAGGAGCUGCGGCUUGAAGGGAGGAGCAAAUGAGGGAGUUGAUUGGUAGGCCCCGCAUCCCCGCCUAGUGCGGCACACGUUAGCCAAGGGGAACCCAGCCGCGGCUUGUCUGAAGUCAUGGUCUAUGCAUCGCCCUUCGAGGGGGCAGUGCCGCUGUAGUGUUAUCAAUACCAUUGCUCGCAUGCUUGUGUCCAUGCGCAGUAUGAAACCUCUCUGCGAC
Chlamydomonas reinhardtii is the source of this 2282-nucleotide messenger RNA. RefSeq lists its product as uncharacterized. Gene Ontology annotation, molecular function: GTP binding; GTPase activity; molecular adaptor activity. The coding region runs from base 125 to 1570 and encodes 481 amino acids. The transcript has 14 exons. Lineage: Eukaryota; Viridiplantae; Chlorophyta; Chlorophyceae; Chlamydomonadales; Chlamydomonadaceae. Gene Ontology annotation, biological process: cytoskeleton-dependent cytokinesis. The record is from RefSeq and is a predicted model, not a curated record. Gene Ontology annotation, cellular component: microtubule cytoskeleton; septin complex; cell division site.